Messenger RNA from Closterium sp. Naga37s-1, 2010 nucleotides. Lineage: Eukaryota; Viridiplantae; Streptophyta; Zygnematophyceae; Desmidiales; Closteriaceae. The record is from the annotation of a GenBank genome assembly.
AUGGCGCACAGGAGCUGCGUGGGGAGCCUCCUCAUGGAUCUUUCUGCAACCAACGCCACCACAGCCGCCGCCGGCACCUUCGGCGCGACCAGAAUCUGCCGAGGUGGCAGCGCGAGCUGCGCUGAGCGCGCGACCGCUGCUUUCUCUCGCUCGUCCAACCUCCGUUCCAACAUCCAUCUCUCCUCCCUCGCACUGCCCAGAUCCACCGUCCGCUCCAGAAGACCCGCAGCUGCGAAAUCAGUCCCGCGUGCUGAGUGGUUUACGGACGACAGCAACAGCAAGGAGGAGACCACUACCUCCUCCUCCUCCACUUCCUCCUCGCAGCAAUCGCCCUCCAGUCGACCAUUCGUCAUCCCGUCGCUUCCUGCGUCAGACCCCACGGCCUUCAGCACCGUUCGGGAGCCGCGGAGCAUCGACGGCGCCGUGCCGCGAUGCGCGGAGGUCCGUCACUCCAUGUCCCUUCCCGAGUCCACCGCGCACCCGUCGCUCUUCGACGUGCCCGGCCCAUCGCCCUCCGUCGGCGCGAGAAACUCCGAGGCUGUUAGGGAGGAGCUCGAACGGUUAAUCCGUGCGACAAGUGCGGCGGAGAGUGCGCGUAUCCAGGAGCAGCAACAGGAGCAGGAGCAGAGGCAAGGCUGGAAUCCGUUUUCGGGGGUGGUGAAGAAAGUGGAAGAUGCCAUCCCGGCCCACGUGCGAGGCCUCAUUCUCCUGAACGUCCUCACCUUUCUAUACGGCAGCAACAUUACGGUGGUCAAGGAGGCCGCGUCCGUCCUCGACCCCUUCACCUUCUCCGCGACGCGCUUCGCCAUCGCCGCGGCGGCCUUCGCGCCGUUCCUCGCCUCCGCGUUGCGCACGCCGCACGUGCGCCGCGCGGGGCUGGAGCUGGGCGUGUGGGCGAGCCUCGCGUACGUGACGCAGGCCGUUGGACUCCUCACAACCGACGCGGGGCGCGCGUCGUUCAUCGGCACGUUCACCGUCAUCGAGGUGCCCAUCCUCGCCGGCCUCUUCGGCGCCAAGAUCCCGCCCGUCACGUGGGUCGCCGGCCUCGCCGCCAUCUGCGGCGUCGGGCUCCUUGAAUCCUCCGGCGCCGACUCCUCCUUCAUGGGCGACCUGUGGACCAUCGUUUCGGCGCUCGUCUUCGGCGUGCACAUCCUGCGUUCCGAGCACCACGCCAAGCACGUUACCACCGCCGAAGCCCUCCCGCUCAUCUCGCUCCAGCUCGCCGUCACCGCCGUGCUCUCCACCCUCUGGGUCUCCGUCGGCUCGUCCUCCGGCCUCCUCGCCGGCUGCGGCUGGGAGUCUCUCAUCGCGGGCGACUGGCGGGAGCUCGCGGCGUGGCCGUGGGUGGAGAUGGUUUAUACCGGAGUGCUGUCGACCGCGCUGUGCUUGUGGAUUGAGGUCGUGGCGCUCAAGGACGUGUCGGCUCCCGAGGCCGCCAUGGUGUACACGCUCGAGCCGCUCUGGGGCGCCGCUUUCGCGUGGGUGUUGCUAGGCGAGCGGUGGGGCCCGGCUGGAUGGGUUGGCGCUGGGUUGAUUCUUGGUGGAAGCGUGUCCAUGCAGAUGUUCGGGCAGGUGGAGGAGGAGCAUGAACAUCACGCCACCACCCCCGCCAUAGCCGCCACCUCUCCCGCAGCCAAGCCCCUUCUUGCUCCCGCCGACAAGACCUACCCCUCUCCGACCUCCCCUGCGCUCUCCGCUCUCGGCGUGGCCGCAGCAGUCGCACUCGUGAUGACGGCGACAACCACGGGGCUCCCUGUGGCUGACAUGGGCAGCAGCACGAACAGCGUGCUGACGUGGGUGCGUGGGCUGGGGCGGUGGGGCGGCAGCGAGAUGGAGAUGGUGAUGGAGGGCGAGCGUGAGGUGGAGAUGACCACCGCCGCCUCCGUGGCCGCACUUGGCGGCGAGGAGCUCGCGAGCCUCGCGUCGCUGAUCAAGGUGUAUGCUCUGGUGCGCCAGGAUGAGGAGGCCGCGGAGGAGGAGGAGGGUGAGAUGGAGAUGGUGGCUAUUUGA